This is a messenger RNA of Colletes gigas, 520 nucleotides long. It is a transcript of the gene ksh, whose product is annotated as protein kish-A. NCBI's taxonomy places the organism in Eukaryota, Metazoa, Arthropoda, Insecta, Hymenoptera, Colletidae. Gene Ontology annotation, biological process: intracellular transport; protein secretion. The record is from RefSeq and is a predicted model, not a curated record. The coding region runs from base 173 to 397 and encodes 74 amino acids. The transcript has 3 exons.
GUGAUUCGAUAGUAAACGCUAGUUCCUUUUUAUACUUUUUCGUGUGUUGCGUGCCAGCCCAUUGGAAUGGCGGAAUUCUGUUUUUGUGCGCGUCAAGCCGAGUGACAUUUGCAUGGCAGUCGAUUAUCCAUAAUACUUCCUAAUUAUCUGCAUUUAUUGUCAUUAAAUCGUAAUGUCCGCCAUAUUUAAUUUACAGAGUUUGCUGACAGUAAUCCUGUUACUAAUAUGUACCUGUACUUAUGUCAAAGCUAUUGUGCCCAGUUUGUUGGACAAGCGAAUGGGGAAAGUUGGUAUCCAGGGUGCAUUUUGGAAGUGUGCUAGGAUCGGCGAAAGAAAGAGCCAAUAUGUGGCAGUGGGUUGCGUCGUGAUGGCCUUCAGUAUUCUGUUUUGGUCAUGAAUCGGGUGUAAGGAUUAUAAGACACUAAGAAGUGCCUUAUCCGUUACAAUGUAAUGGUAUAUUGGUUGUAGUAAAUGCAGGUUUUAAUAAGAAUAAAAAGUAAACCAGUUUUUUUACUAUAAA